AUGGCAGAUCUCUUCGGCGAGAAUUUCCUAGGCGUUAGCUCUUCUUCCUCUCAGUUACGACCUACACAGACAAACCAUGCCACAUCAUCAGCAUCCACGGGCCAUGGCGACGCAGAUAACGUCCAUCUGCCUCGUACCAAGCGCAUCGCAUGUCAUGAAUGUGCUUACGAUGAAGUUCGCAAAAAGAGUGGUCCAAAGCGGGGUUAUGUGAAGCAGUUGGAAGCGCGUCUGGCCCAGGUCGAAAAUCUGUUAAGGACCCAAGAGCCGAGCGCAGCCCAGACUCAAGAGAAUCAUAGCCAUAUUCCAGCGUCGAAUGAAAAUGAGAUGACGAGCUUACCGGAUGUUCCCUUACUCGCAACCGAUCUAAGCAGCUCUCUGUCACCUCCGCAGCCCAUGGGUGAGCAUCAAGCUUUGUCUCAGGCAUACCUACCAUCAGGACACAAUGCUGGGGGUAACUUUGAUUGGCAUAUGUUGGGUCUGGGACUCGAGGAACCGUUGCCAACUCAGGAUGUUAUCGAUGAAUUGUACGCCUAUAAUAUUUUUCCUUUCUCCAAAUUGCGGGCCCGCAAAUACGCUGAAUUGGAUGAAAUGAAAGGCUUCGGGGAGAGCAUGGUUUCUCUGACACACUGCCAAACUUGGAUCCUGAUCAGCACAUACGAGUUCAAAAUGAUGUAUUUCCCGCGAGCGUGGCUCAGUAGCGGCAAAGCUACACGACUGGCGCUCAUGAUGGGCCUGAAUAGGCUAGAUGGAUUGGGCCCCGAAGUGAAGCAAUCAUUACCACCACCUAGAGACUGGACGGAAAAAGAAGAGCGGCGAAGAACCUUUUGGAUGGCAUUCUGCAUUGAUCGAUACGCUAGUGCCGGAACCGGAUGGCCUGUCAUAAUCGAUGAAAGAGACGUCAUGACAAAUUUACCCGCCAGUGAAACAUCAUUCAUCAAGAGCAAGCCCGAGCGUACUAUACGUCUCAGCAGCGUGAUGCGAGGGGAAGGAAUCCCGACUCUGUCACCUUUCGCAAGUGUUGUAUUGCUGGCAGGCAUGUUCGGCCGCAAUCUUACCCAUCUCCAUCGUCCUGAUCCGCAAGAUAACGACCACGAUCUAAAUGGCGAGUAUUGGAAAAGGCACAGAUGUCUUGACAAUAUUUUGCUCCAUUUCGCGUUGACGAUGCCCAGCCAUCUGCGGCUUCCAGCUGGAAUAGCCGACCCGAAUGUCGUCUUCUGCAAUAUGGCUAUCCAUACGUCGACUAUUUGUCUACACCAAGCUGCCAUUUUUAAAGCGGAGAAGAACAAGAUGCCUGACCAGAUUAUCACUGAGAGCAAGCGGAGGUGUAUUGUUGCCGCGGACCAAAUCUCAAGCAUUAUGAAAAUGAUCAGUCAUACAGAUUUGACUCUUAUGAAUCCCUUCAUGUCCUUUUGUGUGUACGUCGCCGCGCGAGUCUUCGUGCAGUAUCUGCAGUCACGGCCGGACGACUCGGCUGCUCGUUCAUCCUUGCAAUUUUUCUUCUCAGCACUUGAUGCUUUGAAGAACAAGAAUCCUAUGACCGAGUCGUUCCUUGUACAGCUCGACGUUGAUAUCGAAGGAACAGCGUUCCGUGAUAUACGGCGUCCAAUGAACGAGGCGCAGCAGGACAGGGUGCCUGGUUUUGUGAACGGAAAAUGCACAUCCAUAUUGUCUAUAGGGCAAUGUCACAACGAGAGCCAAUCUAGCCAUGAAUCCCGCCAGUCUGGUUUUCAGACCUCUGCUUCACUUCCAAAUCGCCAAAGACGAGCACCAGCUCAAGGCCAGAACUUGGAAGGUACAGCAAUGGCUGGAGUUUCGCAAUCUUUCGUUGAAUCGUCAUAUAAUCUCAGUUCCGGGCCUGAGACGGUAGGCUCAGGGACAGAUAUGGAUCUUUCACCGGGUUUCGAUGACACUGGAAAUCCGAUAUCGGAAGGAUCAACAUCGUCAGCAGUGAAAUCGUCCUCAAACACAUCUUACGUCGGUGCUAGUAGCACAUCAUCGCCAAAGGUACCGCAGCAAUCGCCCUUGAAUUUCUCGAAUCAAACACCCAGCAAUGUGCUCAGUAACAGUGAUUCGGUGCAAAUGCCAUCAAACACCGCGAAUGCUGGGCAAUUUGACGGUUUUACGUACAAUGAUAAUAUCUUUUCAACCGACGCUAUACCAUCACUCGAUACUAGUGUUCCAGAGCCUCCAUUCUCCAUUCCUCCAUCAUGGGAUAUUGCUGCUACACAAGCAUCCAACGUGGAAAAUAACAAUAUAACGCCCGCGACAAUGGGGUCUCUCAGUGAGACUCAGUGGGCACAACUCCUCAGUUCCAAUAACUGGGACGCCUGGCGAAACCAAGGCUAA
Molecule: messenger RNA, 2346 nt
Organism: Aspergillus thermomutatus
Lineage: Eukaryota; Fungi; Ascomycota; Eurotiomycetes; Eurotiales; Aspergillaceae
Product: putative C6 transcription factor Prf
Exons: 7
Coding region: 1-2346 (781 amino acids)
Biological process (GO): regulation of DNA-templated transcription; DNA-templated transcription
Cellular component (GO): nucleus
Molecular function (GO): DNA binding; zinc ion binding; DNA-binding transcription factor activity, RNA polymerase II-specific
Source: RefSeq, a predicted model, not a curated record